Molecule: messenger RNA, 1556 nt
Organism: Vanrija pseudolonga
Lineage: Eukaryota; Fungi; Basidiomycota; Tremellomycetes; Trichosporonales; Trichosporonaceae
Exons: 2
Coding region: 260-1438 (392 amino acids)
Source: RefSeq, a predicted model, not a curated record
CCCUCAUCCUUCCAUCUUGUCAUCCCCGUUACAUUCCACCACUCCACCAACAACACAUUACUCGACUCACAAAGAGACACCUCACGACACUGCUGUUCCCUAGACAGCUCUCCCACAACACCCCUCGCUUGCUCCCCCUCUCUCACUGUUCUACGACCCACCUACCGCUAGCCCAUCCUCCCACACCCUAGUGUUUGGGUCCAACCCGCCACUGGGCUGACCAAGGCCGCCGCCGCCGCCAACACCCGACCCAACAGCCAUGGGGGACAUGGUGGCGCCGACGAGAGCCAAGCGCGGCCGCUCGCCGUCGCCGUCAAGCUAUGCCGACUCGCUCGCCUCGCCAUUAGAGGUGCUGCUCAAGCGCCGUCGCCGUGCCGAGUGGAAGCAGGCCAGCGGGAACGGCGGCUUUGCCCUUCCUCCGCCCCCUGCGCCCGUGUGGCGUCCCGAGCUCAACGCCGAGGCGUCGGGCAUGCAACAGCACAUUACCAGCAGCAGCGAUGACCAGCACGACGACAUGGAGGUGCUGCGCUCGAGCUCACCGCACCGGCGCUCAGGCUACGGCUCGGCCACGGACGUUGACGACGACGAGCCAGAAAGCAGCACUGCCGCCUGGAUGAGAACUGGUGGUGUCGAGCGCCGCCGCGCAAGAGCUUGGGAGCGCCUGCAAGCGCCAACGCACUCGUCUUCGUCUCUCUCGCACUCGCUCCCAGUGUCGCAGCCAGAGCCACCACAACAGGGGGCUCACUCGUCGUCAUCCCCCGCGGCUCGUGCCUAUGUCCGCGCUCGUGCAAACAGCCAGCCCAUGCCGCACCAUCACCAACCACAACACACGCCGUCGAGACACGCACACGUCGGCAUGUCGUCUUCGCCUGUUCGCCACAGCCCGCCGUCGAGCACGCCGUUCCGCGGAGACGAGUGGACGGCCGAAGAGCGUAUCCGAGAGUGGGGUGACGAAUAUGCGAGCCAGAACUCAUUGUUGUUUUCUUUGCACCAGGCCCGACACGCGUCGUCGUCGUCGCACCACGGCCAUUCGUCUGUGAACAUCACGCCGCACUCGUCGCAUACGAUGGACAUGAGUCAUACGCCGUACUCUGCUGUUCCGACUCCUUAUCGCUACGCCCGCGACGGCCACGGGCUGAUGGAAACGCCAAGCCUCGACCUGUCGUCGCCGUAUGUGUCGUCCCCCGAACUUGUAUCGCCCUUUGCGUCGCAGAGCACCAUGAUGGGAGGGCACAGUGGCAUCGCGCCGCCACCGCAGAUGGACGCGAGCGCGCAGGCCAAUUACGAGGAGACGAACCGCCUGCUCGCCGAGCUCAACGUGCAGCGCAUGCGCCGAUACCAGGCGCCGCCGCCGUCACCGGUCGAUGAGCGAUUCCACAACACGCAGGUGCACCAGCACCAGCACGAGUACCAUGACUCGGCCAUGGACGAGAGCUAGGACCGCAGCUCCGAAAGGCACAUUUCACCCCACCAAGCAUUCACUUCACACCAUUGACACCUCAUCCUCCCUUGUUGACACCUUGUAGACUAGCAGCAUGCUACUUUUAUCCAUUGUG